CACUUACAGCUUGGUGAAAUUUCUAGUUGUUGUAUCUUCGCCAAGAGUUGCCCAAUAGAUGAUGAAGACCCAUAAUUUGAUUUUCUCAGACAGACCAGAAAUACUUGCUUCAAAAAUCAUGUCAUAUAAUUGUGCUGGCGUAGCAAUUUCUCGCUAUGGUGAUUACUGGAGGCAAUUACGAAAAAUUGUCGUGUUGGAGCUUUUAAGUGCUACACAAGUUCGGUUGUUUGGAUCACUAAGAGAGGAAGAGGUGUCGAAUAUGAUUCAGAGUGUUUCUUUGAAAGCUGGUUUACCUGUCAACAUCAGUGAGCUAACUUCAUCCCUGUCUAAUGAUGUAACUUCUAGAGCAGCAUUUGGCAAUAAAUGCAAAGACAAAGAAGUACUUACAUCAUUGCUGACUGAAGCAACUGCUUUGUCAGGAGGUUUUUCCAUGGAAGAUCUUUUCCCAUCGAUAAAAAUGCUACAUUUUAUUGGUGGAGUCGCAUCU
Papaver somniferum (opium poppy) is the source of this 487-nucleotide messenger RNA. RefSeq names its product cytochrome P450 CYP71D313-like. The record is from RefSeq and is a predicted model, not a curated record. The transcript has a single exon. NCBI's taxonomy places the organism in Eukaryota, Viridiplantae, Streptophyta, Magnoliopsida, Ranunculales, Papaveraceae. The annotation marks the transcript as partial. Gene Ontology annotation, molecular function: monooxygenase activity; iron ion binding; heme binding.